Spodoptera litura is the source of this 8455-nucleotide messenger RNA. RefSeq lists its product as uncharacterized. Lineage: Eukaryota; Metazoa; Arthropoda; Insecta; Lepidoptera; Noctuidae. Gene Ontology annotation, molecular function: nucleic acid binding. The record is from RefSeq and is a predicted model, not a curated record. Gene Ontology annotation, biological process: DNA integration.
CGGUACAUAGAUAUUUUGCUGACAUUAAGAUCGGUACGAUCGCGCGAUAUUGCUUAGGUAUAUAAUCACAUGUCAAGUAAUUAUCGAGCAGAGUGUGUUAUUACUAAUAACGAAGUAAACACCUAAUGAGAAAGGAAUUGCCAACUGUGCUAUACUGUACCACACUUGGGUGCAAUAAACUUUAUAGUUACAUUAUCCGAGUGAUCUUUUCUCUGCACACUCCAACAUCAACUACAAGUGUACGAACUGUACAUUUUUUGGUCCUUCGAGCCGGAUUUCUUGGUGCAUUGUUGAGCUUUUAAACGGGUGCGAAUCGGAGCAGCUGGCCUCUCAGAAGCGAGAAUCCACAGUUGUUUUGAGAAGGCGCACAUCCCGUAUCUAAGGCGGCAAGGCACUGGGUUUUCCAACGACCAUUCCAAGUCGAAGAAGAAAACUUAUUCAAGGUUUGGAACUGGGAAGACUAGACUCAACUGAGCAGUCUUCGUGUCGUCGAACGCAACGCUCAGCUGUCGCCGUCAACUACGCGACUACGAGCAAAUUAACAAGUGACCACUGGAAGAAAGCUGCAACUGCGGUACGUACUCCGGUCGUCAUAACUUACGUGCGUCGGUCACCGUCAACUACGAAUUUCGACCCAACUAACUACAAGCAUCGUCAUGGAGAAUCUGGAACUGCAGUCGACAUGUUUCGAAAACAUCAAGUCCUUGUGUGUCAACUAUCGCAAGGACUCAGCAUCCCGUAAAACAUUGGACUAUCUAAACAAACGCUUAGCUUCGCUGGAAAACCAAUGGAAGGAUUUUGACAGCCGACAUACUCAACUGGUACGGACCCUAGAGGACAAAACUAUUAACUAUUUCACUGAUAACAUCUACGAAAAAACUGAGGAGAUGUAUCUUAAGACUAAAGCGGAUAUCAUUGAAAAACUGUCCAACUGGACAGAACUACAACAAAAGGUACAGUUUAAUCUUACUGGAACGGCAGUAGAUAGCGACGUCCAAGCUAGUAGCGAUGACAAGAUUCAACUUCUUAUUAACAAGCAAGCUUGUCACUUUAACGCGAUCAACAGUGUCAUAGCGAAGAUUAACAGCGGAACAAUUGCUGAAAAAUGGGAACUAGAUGAUCAUUUAACUACGCUAAAAGCAAAAUGGGACCCCAUCGACAAACUGCAUUGGGAAAUUGACUUUGAACUAAAAGGAUCCAAUCAGGACUACUACAAGAUCUACAAGGAUGUCGAACAAAAAUAUGACGAAACAAAGAAACGUCUUAACUCCAAAAUAUGGUCAACGGACCACUACUCAAAAUCAGCUCCUAAGAUGGCAAUCCCGGAAUUUUCAGGAAGCUACAGUCAGUGGAUCUCUUUCAAAGAUCUAUUCAUAGAAGCUAUCCACAAGAACCCUGUGAUUAAUAACGCACAGAAAAUGCAACAUCUCAAAACGAAGUUGCGAGGUGAAGCGGAGCGAUUGGUGCAACAUCUGUCCAUUAGCGCUGAUAACUACAACUCCUGCUGGGAAAUCCUGAAUCAACGUUACGAUAAUCGUCGUCUACAAUUCACCUCGUUUAUGAAUACUAUGCUUGAUCUUCCGGUCAUACAGAACCCGGACGCUAUCAACUUGAAACGUAUGCACGAUGUGAUUACUGAAUGCUUAAACGGAAUCUCAAACAUCGGAGUAGAAACAGCAUCAUGGGAUCCAAUGAUAGUACAUGUCAUGUCACAAAAACUGGACUCCCAUACAUUAAGUGAGUACAUGAAGGAAAUACGAGAUCAUCGGGAAAUUCAAAACCUACCAGAUUUUUUGUACUUUUUAGAGACCCGUUUUAUGGCCUACGAAACAAUGAAGUCCACAAAGAAAGGUCCAACUACGUCAUCAGAAAAAUCAUUAAACUGGAAAUUGAACAAGCAAAACCGUAUAAAGAAACCUAACUAUCUGUAUAACAAACCAGGCAACUUUUACGCCACGAAACAAAAAUGCCCACAUUGCAAUGGAAGUCACGUUUUAAUGCAAUGUGACAAAUUCCUUGGAAUGGACAUUAGCACCCGAAAUAACACUGUUUCGAAACUGCAGCUUUGCAAAAACUGUUUGUAUAGCCAUGGAAAUGAAGAAUGCAAGUCGACAAAAAAUUGCAGAGAAUGCAAUCUGAAACAUCAUACGCUAUUGCACACUCCUGAUAAGAAAAAUACAGUUGCAUCAAACAGAAAAAUUAACUAUGAACGAGCAUCAUCAUCAUCAACGCAACAACAUACCUCUAAUCAUGUGAACACAGAUGACCUGGAAGUACUAUUAACUACAGUUCAGCUUAAAGUCCAAUCAAUAGAUGGAACUUAUGUGAAACUACGGGCACUGCUCGAUCAAGGUUCUCAAGUGAACCUAAUCACUGAAAACGCAGCUCAACUUCUACGACUUCCCCGAUCAAACAUUAACGCCUGCAUUACCGGUAUCGGAACGGUAUCUGGGGAUUGCAGGGGACAAUUGAACCUCACCUGUAAAUCGAUUCACUCCGAUUACUGUUUUACAACGCAAGCGCUAAUUAUGAAGAAACUUACACAUAACUUGCCUACUACAUCGUUUGAAAAGGUCGAAUGGCCACACUUAGAGAAUUUAAAGCUCGCAGACCCUGAUUACAACAUAUCUAGCCAAAUUGAUCUUCUACUAGGAGCCGACGUAUACUCGGAGAUCAUACUAGAUGGCGUCAUGAAAGGGAAGAACCAAACACCCGUAGCACAGCAAACGCUAAUAGGGUGGAUUUUAUGCGGAAAAAUGAAAACGUUCAACUGCAAUGUAGCAUUAAUCAACAUGAAUGAACUAACAAAAUUUUGGGAUAAUGAAAACAUCCAACUCUCUGAGGACAUUUCCAAGGACGACCAGUGUGAGAAAUUCUACACUGAGACUGUUACACGUGCGCAGGAUGGAACAUACACGGUUAAAAUGCCACUUUGUGACGACUUUGAGAAAAAGCUAGGAAACUCUAGAUCAACGGCUGUAUCACAAUUUCUACAACUAGAGAAACGCCUGAAAAAGAACCCCAAACUUUCAGCUAUGUACGAGCAAUUCAUUGAGGAAUACAUUGCACUCGGUCAUAUGAAACUAUCGCCCCAUGCCACACCAAACAGCUGUUAUUUACCGCAUCACGGCGUUUUGCGAGAAAACUCAACAACAACAAAACUGAGAGUGGUAUUUAACGCGUCGCAACGUACUACGAGCGGCUACAGCCUAAACAGCCUAAUGGAAAAAGGAGCCAACCUGCAACAGGACAUACAGGCUCUUAUCCUAAAAUGGCGAACGUAUAAAUACGUUUUCACUGCUGACAUCGAAAAGAUGUACCGCUGUAUUUGGUUGUCUGAAGAACAACAGGAGUUGCAAAAGAUCAUCUGGCGAGGUACACCCGAUGAAGCUUUACGUGACUAUCAGCUUUGCACAGUCACGUACGGAACAAAGUGUGCACCAUGGCUCGCCAUGCGCACCUUGAAACAAAUUGCCAUGGAUGACGGGCAUAAGUACCCAGAAGCUGCCAAAAUACUUCAAACGGAAUGUUAUGUCGAUGACGUCAUAAGUGGACACAACUGCGUUAGGAAAGCUCAACAAUUACAAUUGUCUUUGAUUCAACUUUUGAGGGGAGCAGGAAUGAACUUGCGCAAAUGGUCAAGUAAUCACCCCGCCUUACUUGAAAAUCUCCACAAAGACCAAAUCUCAACCCGAAACACCUUCGACUUCAAAUCUGAGGAAACUUCGAAGACGCUAGGACUUUGUUGGGAUCACAAAAGCGAUACUUUUCAUUUUAACUGGCCGGUGGCACGUGGAAAGCAUCCAACAAAGAGAUCUUUACUCUCUGAGAUUUCCAAGUUCUAUGACCCGCUAGGCUGGCUUUCGCCAAUAACGGUCAAAGCUAAACUAUUAUUUCAAAAACUCUGGAUUACCAAACUUGGCUGGGAUGAACAAGUGCCCAGCGACAUAGCAACUGAAUGGCUGAAACUUAAUACGGAACUAACCUACAUCAAAUCCAUGAAGUUGAACCGAUGGAUCGGUGAUACACAACAACGGGUCGAAUUACUUGGCUUCUGCGACGCUAGUGAAAAAGCGUACGCCUGCGUCAUCUAUAGUCGAGUUACAAACGAACAAGGCUCACUCGUAGUAACUUUACUUGUCGCCAAGACAAGGGUAGCACCCCUAACGCAGAAGACCACGGUCCCCAGGCUUGAAUUGUGCGGCGCUUUACUGCUGGCUGAAUUAAUGCAAAAGACUAGAGAAGCGCUAGAUGGGUUCAGCAUUUCAGUAAGGGCUUGGACUGAUUCCCAGGUUGUGUUAGCCUGGAUUCAGGGAGACUCAUCAAAAUGGGAAACCUAUGUCGCUAAUAGAGUCACGAAAAUCAAGCACAUUAUACCAGCAACUCAAUGGAACUAUGUGAAGUCAGAAUAUAAUCCCGCUGACUGUGCUUCCAGAGGACUGCUUCCAAGCAAACUUCUGAGCUUAAGUUUGUGGUGGCAAGGCCCAGACUUUUUAUCUAGACAAAACGGUUUCGAAAAUAAUCCACGCCCAUUCCAAACAAACAUGGGUUGCGCAAAUCAUGUAGAAAGAAAACAAGUAGGCCAAAAGAUUCAGCAAAAUUUUAUAAGCGAUUUGUUGAAUAAUUGUAGUUCAUUGACGCAUAUUACUCGAAUUACCGCAUGGAUACAACGGUUUAUUAACAAUAUGCGCAACAAAACGAAAUCGGAAACCGACUACUUAACAGCAAGUGAACUAAGUGCAGCAGAAAAAAGUAUCGUCAUGUAUGUGCAACGUUCAGAGUUUGAUCUCGAGUACAAACAACUGAACAAAAACGAAGAUAUAUCGAAAAAGAGUUCAAUCUUCAAGCUGAACCCCUACUUGGAUGAAAACGGAAUUAUUUGCGUCGGAGGUCGUCUGAAGAAUUCGAGUCUACCACCUAAGAUGAAAAAUCCGAGUAUCAUACCACAUACGGGGCGAUACACCAAACGUUUGAUUGACCAAGCACAUUCACGCACGCUACACGGAGGAGCUCGGCUAACUUCAAUGUAUCUACGUCAGCGCUACUGGAUUGUCGGUGGAAAUCGAGCAAUCAAAAUGUUGCUUCGAAAAUGCGUGCGCUGUCAUCGUUUCAGCAAAUCAGAUAGCCACCAACUGAUGGCAGACUUGCCGAGACAACGGGUUACUCCGUGCCGACCCUUCACACAUACAGGAGUAGAUUUCUCUGGGCAUGUUAACGUCAAACAUAACAAAGGCAGAGGCAUCAAAACAUCAAAGGGUUACAUAGCGAUAUUCAUAUGUAUGGCAACGAAGGCCGUUCAUAUUGAAUUAGUGUCGGACCUUAGCACGGAGACCUUUAUAGCGGCCUUUCAAAGGCUGUGUGCAAGACGCGGUACACCGAAACACAUGUACUCAGACUGUGGGACAAACUUCAUCGGUGCUGCAAGAUUACUCCGCGAAGAGUAUGCAUUAUUCAAACAAGUAAUGACACCAGAAGUCUUCAGCGAACUAGCAAACUUAGAGGUUGAGUGGCAUUUUAAUGCUCCAGCUUGGCCGAGCGCAGGCGGUCUUUGGGAGGCCGCUGUGAAAUCCAUGAAGCACCAUCUGAGACGAGUGUUGGGUGACCAGAAGCUUACCUACGAGGAGUUCAGUACACUACUAGCCAAGAUAGAAGCCUGCUUGAAUUCUAGGCCGCUGUGUCCUCUUACAGAAGAUCCAGAAGAGUUCUACAACUGCUUGACUCCUGGCCAUUUCCUCACAGGCAGCCCUAUAUUGUCAUUGCCGUUAGCGGAUUAUAGCAAUGCAAGCAAUAUUAACUUACGUCGUAGAUGGCAACUUUGCGAACAUAUGUUCCAUCAAUACUGGAAGACAUGGUCAAAUGAGUAUCUCACUACACUGCAAACUCGUAGUAAGUGGAACAAGCCCAAUAGAAACAUCAAGAAAGGUGAUUUAGUACUGGUGAAGGAGGAUAAUCUGCCGCCAGGAAAAUGGGCUAUGGGCCGCAUCAUAGAGACGCAUCCAGGAUCCGAUGGCUACGUACGGGUCACAACAGUCAAAACUCAGGCUGGAAAUAUCAAGCGUCCUGUGGUCAAACUGUCACCCUUGCCUUUGGACACUGAAAUUCAGGCCGAGUCAGAAACGGAAAAAACAAACACAACAAGACAUCGGGCAAAAGGAAGCAAACUUAUCUCUACAUUAUUCAUAACAACAUUAACAUUAUUUACACUAAUAUCGGGUGUCUAUGGUGCCACUGACACCACGCAGCACGCGCCCGGUGCUCUAAUUACCGAACUGAAACCGGAGCGACCUGUAUACUAUGAUACUGUCGGCAAAAUGCAAGUAAUACAUGAUGAAUGGAUAUUAAUUAUGUAUUACAAUCUAACUAAUUACUGGGAAAGUAUUCAUCGAACUGAAACCUUUUUCGAGAAUGUAAAAAACGUAUGUUAUCAAACCAAGCUACAACAUUGCCAAACUAUAAUGGAACAACUUAGUCAUGAAAUGGAGCUGCUCAGUUACUAUAACUCUGUACUGAUGAAUCCACACAAACACCUUAGUAACCGUAAAAGACGUGGUUUAGUUGACGGCGUUGGGUAUAUAGCUAAUAGCCUGUUUGGGAUAUUAGAUCAACACUUUGCAGAAAAAUACCAAAACGAUAUUAAUUCAAUUCAAAACAACGAAAAGUACCUCCUGGAUCUGAUUAAAAACCAGACCACUAUUGUGGAACUCGAAAAUCAAGUUUUGAAGAAAAGUGAAACAAACAUUAAGCGCCAAUUCAACAUCAUCGAUAGUUUCGUUAAUCAAACAAACUUGAACCUCGCCUCAAUAGAAACGGAGAUGGAAAUAAUAUCGGCAACUACUUACAUCAACUCAGCCUCAUUGACUGCAUAUUUGCUAAUCAAUAGCUUGCAAAAUUUCCAAGAAAUGCUGUUCAAUACCCUCACGAACGUAUAUCAGGGACAUAUUGAUGUGCAUUUGAUCACUCCUGUACAUUUGAUUGAGCAAUUAGGUGAAAUAUCGGGAAACCUACCAAAAACUGUAUCAUUACCUGUUGAAAACUAUAAGGAGAACAUCAAAGAAGUCUACAAGCUAAUGAACGUCAAAGCACGAGUUACAGAAACGUACUUUAUAUUCGAAGUGCAUAUACCCCUGGUUUCAAAUGAAGAUUACAUGAUAUAUCAAGUUAUACCGUUACCAUUUACCAGAGGCAACCAACUCACAUAUGCUCAAAUUUCAUCAAAAUACAUCGCUGUAAACCUUAAAAAGAGUUCUUACAUUCUGCUGACCGAAGGUGACUACAGACAAUGUGUACAACAGACAUCACUUAACUUUCUUUGCAAAAAUAACUUACCAUCUUAUGAUUUACAUAGCAACAAAGCCCCGUGUGAAGCAAAAUUGCUGUCACAUCAAAACACCGCACCGUGCGACAUAGCGCCAACAAUAUGCAAGGACGCCUGGAUCGAGUUACACUCGUCGAACAGCUGGCUGGCGAUAUGCUGCGAUACAUGUGUACUACGUACACUAUGUAGUAAUGACAUAACAACAUACACACUAAAGUCAUCUGGUCUAGUGACGUUAUCUCAAGGAUGCGUAUUGCAAUCAAGAGACAUAACGAUCGUCGCUCAUCGCCAGUACAACAGCCAAACGAAAAUGAACUACGCAUUGACAGCCCCUACUUUGAAUACACCUAUAAACAAGAUUGUCAACUUAACGUACCGCUACGCUCCGAACACGCUCGAACCCACGACUACAGAUCUUGAAUUCUCCAAAAUUGAAGGGAAAAUCAAAACUCAAAAGGAUAAUGAGGCGAACCUCCCAAGCCUUACAACACACGACAUUCAUCAGUACGCCAUCAGUUACUCUCUGUUGUCUGCGGCUAUCGUUGCGCUGUUGCUGGCGGUUGGGAGGAAGCGCUGGAGCCACUGUUUCAAAAAAAACCCAACCACGGUGGUGCAGCAUGAGGAUAUUGAGUUACAAGUCAUCCGCCAAGUCAACCAUCAACAAAGGGAGACAGGCGGCACAUUAUCGUCGAGCAACAGCAGCAGCGAGGAACCUCGACCGGUCAGAUUUCCGCGGAGCGUCGACUCUGGAACUAGGAACAUAGCUUUCAAUCUUGACUAACGUUUUGCGAUUUAUCUUACUAUUAUACUCUAUGAUUAUUUUGCUUUGUACUGGCAUUUCCUUCUCUCAUUUGUUGUGACCUUUUGGAGUUGCCAAGAUGUACAGUCUUCAACGGUACAUAGAUAUUUUGCUGACAUUAAGAUCGGUACGAUCGCGCGAUAUUGCUUAGGUAUAUAAUCACAUGUCAAGUAAUUAUCGAGCAGAGUGUGUUAUUACUAAUAACGAAGUAAACACCUAAUGAGAAAGGAAUUGCCAACUGUGCUAUACUGUACCACACUUGGGUGCAAUAAACUUUAUAGUUACAUUAUCCGAGUGAUCUUUUCUCUGCACACUCCAACAUCAACUACAAGUGUACGAAC